This is a messenger RNA of Medicago truncatula (barrel medic), 651 nucleotides long. RefSeq names its product 60S acidic ribosomal protein P2-1. The record is from RefSeq and is a predicted model, not a curated record. Gene Ontology annotation, molecular function: structural constituent of ribosome. The coding region runs from base 150 to 491 and encodes 113 amino acids. NCBI's taxonomy places the organism in Eukaryota, Viridiplantae, Streptophyta, Magnoliopsida, Fabales, Fabaceae. The transcript is spliced from 4 exons. Gene Ontology annotation, biological process: cytoplasmic translational elongation. Gene Ontology annotation, cellular component: ribosome; cytosolic large ribosomal subunit.
CAAGGGCAUUAUCGUAAACUCAUCAAAACCAAAACCCUAGUUCUUACUCUUCUUAUAUAAUGCUCCUGAUACAUUUUCUGCGGCUUGCAACAUCCCUCUGCUGAAACCCUACCGUCGAGUCGAGAUCCAAUCCGCCAUUUCCAUCAAAAAUGAAGAUUAUCGCUGCUUACUUGUUGGCCGUUUUGGGAGGCAACCAAUCCCCUUCUGCUUCUGAUCUAAAGCAAAUUCUUGGAUCAGUUGGAGUUGAAGCUGAGGAUUGCAACAUUGAGUUGCUCCUAAGUGAAGUCAAGGGCAAGGACUUUGCUGAGCUUAUUGCCAGUGGAAGAGAAAAGUUGGCUUCAGUUCCAUCAGGUGGUGGUGCUGUUGCUGUUUCUGCUGCAACUGGAGGAGGUGCUGCUGCUGCUGCACCUGCUGCCGAAGCAAAGGAAGAGAAGAAGGUGGAAGAGAAGGAAGAAUCCGAUGAUGAUAUGGGAUUCAGCUUAUUCGAUUAAAAGGACUGAAGUAAUCUGUGUGUUAGACAUUUGUUGUUUUAGUUAUAGCUUUUUUGUCAACUAUCAAGAUUUUGCUUUUACAUUUGAGACAAUGUAAUGACAUCGAGAUUAGUUAUGUUUUUGAAUUUAAUUUGCGUUAUGGUUGUGUUUUUUAUUUAUC